GAACCACAACACCGGCCACCAUGCUUUUAUUACAGCGGUUCUGAACGGCAACAAGACGAGAAAAAAUGCUUACACAAGUUCGUCGGUUGCAGGUUCUUCGUAGAAACGUGCAGGUAACACCCUCACAUACAAAUGGGGGCGCCAGCGAACGGAACAAGGCGACAGUCCCCCAAGAGAAUCCAAUCCGAAUCGUACCCGGCGAUCCCAAACACAGACUUGCCUCUGUGGAAGUUAACGGGCUAGGACUGGAUGACUACGAUAGAACAGGUAAUUUGAGUGUAUGGAAAAUUGCAAAAUGGUUUGAGGGUACAAGAAAAUUCUCCUUUGACGAUAUUCAUGUACUACCAGAGUUGAACAAGACAAGCCUAGCCUACAUCAUAGCAACAAAAUAUGUGCUUACUCCUGAUGUGUACAUCCCAUAUAGACAAGCUCUGCAAUGUCGUCUGCGAUUUGACACAUGGAUGUAUAAAAUAGGUGGCAGCACUUAUGUGAUCUCAACACAGUGCUUUCGGAAGUGUCCCACAGUUAGUGGAUCAUGUGACAAAGAUGUUGCCACUGGUCAGAACAUAGAUACUGAUGAUACCACAGACUGUCUUGUAGGCGAGUGUAUAGCCACAAUGGUUGCUGUUGAUAAAGUUACCCAUAAGGCCGUCUCCUUGCCCAACUGGUUCAGGGAAAAUUUUGGAAGCCAUGUUGUUCCCUCUCCCCUACCUCUAAGUCCUGUCUCCCCUCUCACACCCAGCUCCUCUGUGCAAAUAUUCACCUCCAAUUUCCACGUCCCCCCAAGUGACAUGGAUCACAACUGGCACACGCAUCACACAAAAUACAUACGCUACUGUAUUGAUGAAGGUACCAAAGCUGCUCACCAGGGGGCCUACAGGCAGUUCCAAGAUGAUCUGUGCCACAGCCAGGUGUGUUACAUGGAGAUGCUGUACACAGGGCAGAGCCAGGCUGGGGAUGUUCUGCAGUGUAGCAGCUGGGAGGUGGAGAACGCAGACAAGACUCUUUGCUUUCAGGUCAAUAAAGAUUCAGUACCACUUUUUCAUUGCUCUAUGAAGUUCAGGUAGUUAAAGUUUUAGGGUUAUUUAAGUGAUUGAAAUAUAUUUUUAAAAAUUAAAUUCAUUGCUUUCAUUCAUUAAAACAAUGCAAUUCUGUGAUCUUUUCCAAGACAUCAACUUGUAAUUUUAAGUUCAACAGACAGACAUUUUUCAGUAUUGGUAAAAGUGAUCUUGACACUUUUUGUUUGUUCUUAAAUUAUCAUCCACACACAUUUAUAAUGAUAAAUUUAGUCAACAGUUAUUGCAGUUAACUCUACUGACAUAGACUACUUUUUGGUAUUUUGUCCAUUUUAUUUCUCUGAUGUUCAAGUAAACUGCUGUGUUCCAA
Messenger RNA from Lingula anatina, 1386 nucleotides. RefSeq lists its product as uncharacterized. Lineage: Eukaryota; Metazoa; Brachiopoda; Lingulata; Lingulida; Lingulidae. The record is from RefSeq and is a predicted model, not a curated record.